AUGGAUCCGCCAGGACUCAUGUCGCGCAGACCCGAAUCUCCGGGGUUCGCCAUCGCCGGGGCCUCUCCGGGCCCCCGCGCUAUCGCCGCAUGUGACGGGGACCCCAGCAGCGACCCGGGACGGGGCGCAGGGAGGUCGAGGAGGAGGGUGGAGGAGGACCCCUCCGCGGAGGGCGACUCGCGCGCGGGCUCCCGUGCGCUGCUGCUGCUGCAGCUGCCGGCGCGGAUCCCUGUGGAGCGAGCGAGCGUCUCCCUCCGUGGAUCUCGCCUGGCUCCGUGGCGCUGGACGAAUCAGAACCUUUACUUAUCGUGGGCGAAUCCGAAGAGCCCUUCUGGAGGCGGCGGUGCAUUGUGGGCCCCGCUGGUUCGCGUGACGUCGCCCCGGAGGAGGCCGCGGCAGCAGUCGAGCGGCAGGGCGCGAUCCGCUUGCAACGCGCAGCAGCAGCAGCAGGAGCAGCAGCAGCAGGAGGAGCAGCAGCAGGAGCAGGAGGAGCAGCAGGAGGAGGAGGAAGGCGCCAUGGGGAAGCGCGACACGAGGAUUGCCUGGGUAAAUCCCAUAGCAGCAGCCCGAGCCCGCGGGCCGGCCACCGGUGGUGGGAGCACCAUACAGGACUACCUCAACCGGCCGCGGCCGACAUGGGACGAGGUUAAGGAACAACUGGAAAAGAAGAGGAAAGGGUCCAGGGCUCUUGCAGACUUUGAGGAGAAGAUGAACGAUGAUUUCAAGAAGGAACUUGAGCAGCAAAGAGAGAGGCUACUGAACAGAAAGGAGGAGGUUCCUGUACCCACCCCAGGGUUGCUGGGAGUUCCGGGCACUCCGAACGUGUCCCUCAUCCCCGCUGCCUCGGGGGGUCCUUGCGUGCCGGGCAUCGUGGCGAUGCUGGCUGCUCAGAAGAAGCCACCAAAAGAGAAGAAGAAAAGGCACUCUUCAUCCUCCUCAUCUUCAAGUUCUGAUUCAUCUAGCAGCUCUGAAGAUGAAGACAAGAGCCACAGGAAGAGGAAGAAGAAAAAGAAGAACAAGAAGAAGAGGAGCAAGAGGAAGUACCAUUUUGUGGAGAAGAUGGCCGAAGAUUGCUCCGCGCCCGCUACCGUGGCACCGCCGCCGCAGCUGAUAGGGCCCAUGCCGGCGCCCGUGGCCAUGGGACCCAAGGCCCUGUCGGUGGCCCCGGGGCCUGCGUCCGUGUCCUUGCCCUCGGUCUCCGCGGUGAAAAAGGCGGCAUCACCGGCGGCGACGGCGGCGGCGGGGACCGCAUCGGCAGCACCGGCGCCCGUAGCGCGUGAACACUCGGUGGAUAGCGAGAGCUCCAAGUCGAAGAAGAGGAAGAAGAAACACAAGAAGCACGGCAAGAAGAAGCGAAUGCGCUCCCCCUCCUCGCCCAAGUCCGGCUGAUGUCGCCAGACCCCCCACGGCAGAAGCUGUGGCCACCCCUCAUCCGUCAAGCAGCAGCAUCUCCUCGACCGCACACCGUUGCUCACAAAAACACCCACCACAUCUACCCUCUUCUUUAGUUGACUUGACCAAAAAUGUGAGUCCCCGUGGUCAACAAUUCAAUGAAGUUGUCCGGUGUGGUGGGCGUACAGGAGGGGAGGGGGGGGGGCGCUCCCCGUCCAGUGAUGCAGAGGUCGCCACCGGACACUCGUGCGUGCCAGCGCCGCACUGCAUGUUCAUUUUUAUUGCAUGGAGCAGGGAAAGUCGGGUGGUGCGGAGUGGGGGGGAGGGUGGCUUCAGAAUGCGGUGCAUGGCGGCAGGAAAGCCGGCAAGCGUUUUGCGGUGCUUCUUCACGGUGCCGUGUCUCGGCGCAAGUGCUCGGAGCGCCGGCCCAUCUGCCCCGGAUGCUUGGCGGGCUCCAGCUGGAUUUGGAGCCAGUUGGGGCACGCCGACCUCGCGUGCCCUGUCCAGUGACUCGUAUCAGAACAAGGGGGAAUGGGGGAGAGGAUCCCGCCGCUGAGGUUUUCUGGAUAGAUCCUUAGUCGCUGGUCAAAAUGCAAACCUUUUCGGACGGCGAAAGUGGCAUGCCUAAGACGAGAGCAAAUCUGAAUGAAAUGUCAACGCUCCAAAAUAAGGCGGUGGGCAGGCGGGCACGCACUUUGAUUGUUGCCAUUUUUAUCGGGUGGGGGGGCGGGGGGCUGCGCAUCGCUCCUUUCUCCGCACGCGGUUCCCCGGGCCGGCGGUGGACGAAGCGUGCGGUGGCUCCACCCGCCGGGAGGCGUUUUCCCCACGUGUGCAUGCCACGGGCGGUGGUGACGGCCGCGGUUAAUGCCAGCGAGUGAACCUUGUAUAUAAUAAGCUCACGGAGGUCGCGCGACGUGUGUGUAAGUAAAAAAAACAUGUCCACGAGAACCCUUUGUUUACGCACCCGUCGCGUCUGUAAGCGUCGAGUGGCUGUUGCAUGUUAGGGGUCUUAAGUGCCACCGUCGUCGCUACAUGUGGUGUGUAAUCUGUUCAUAGCGUAACAUAGGCGCAUUGUGUACACGGGGGGGGGGGGGGUUAGGGGAGGGGGAGUGGAGUUAUUUAUGAAGGUGUCUCGCGUCCACGCAUCACUGCUAUCGCUCUCUCGCAGGGGGGUCGGAGGGGGGGGUUGAGACGCAGUGCGAUUUGGACAACACGGACGCGCGGGGGGGGGGGCUUACGCAGCUGUCCGCGGGUGGGAUUCCUCAAUGGGAGCGCCUUCCUCCUCGCCGCAGUCUGUGGCUUCAUAUUGAAGUUGCGGAGCUUUCGCAGCGCUUGGCAUCUUGCUAAAAAAAUGUGCUCACAUCUUGAAAAUGGCAAAAAUCGUUAUUUUUAAAAUAAACUUUGCUCGCCUUGGU
Messenger RNA from Lethenteron reissneri (Far Eastern brook lamprey), 2807 nucleotides. RefSeq names its product protein FAM133B-like. The record is from RefSeq and is a predicted model, not a curated record. NCBI's taxonomy places the organism in Eukaryota, Metazoa, Chordata, Hyperoartia, Petromyzontiformes, Petromyzontidae.